AAGAAUCUUUCCGUGAACAAGUUUCUUUGGUGAUUUUCGUGUUUAAUUUGCAAUAAAUUGCACAAGAAAUCGUUCUAUUGAUUGUAAGCGAGCAGCGCAACAGUUUAACGCAGCAGUAUGAAUCGAAGGCGUGCGUACGAGGACGAUGGGGACUUUUACGGAGAGCGCAACAAAAAGCGGCGUAGGGUGUCGGAAAAUCAGGAAAUGGAGGAACGGCUGGAAGCCCUGAUUCUGAAGGUGGGAGAAAACAGCACCUCAUCGCUGGAGUCAAACCUGGAGGGUCUGGUGUCGGUGCUGGAGUCCGAUCUGGGGAACUUUCGCAGCAAAAUCCUGCGAAUCCUCUCCGAGUGUCCGAUAAAGAUGCCCGAAAAGUGUACCAUCUACUCCACGAUGGUGGGUUUGAUGAAUGCCAAGAACUACAACUUUGGCGGAGAAUUCGUCGAAUACAUGGUGAAGACGUUUAAGGAUAGCCUGAAACAGUGCCAGUGGGAUGCCGCCCGGUAUGCACUACGUUUCCUAGCCGAUCUGGUGAAUUGCCAUGUGAUUUCCACCAACUCACUGCUUCAGUUGCUGGACAGCAUGGUGGAUGCGGCCAACGAAGACAACGUUCCGCAGGUCCGCCGGGAUUGGUACGUGUUUGCGGUGCUCUCCACCCUGCCGUGGGUGGGCCGUGAGCUGUACGAGAAGAAAGAAUCUGCGCUGGAGAACUUGCUCGUUCGGAUCGAAGUGUUUCUAAACAAGCGUACCAAGAAGCACCAUAAUGCCUUGCGCGUCUGGUCGGUGGAUGCGCCACACCCUCAGGAAGAAUACCUCGACUGUCUGUGGGCUCAGAUACGCAAGCUGCGCCAAGACAACUGGACCGAGAAGCACAUUCCCCGGCCGUACCUGGCGUUCGAUUCGGUUCUCUGCGAGGCGCUGCAGCACAACAUCCCCGUUAUUCAUCCGCCGCCCCAUCAGGAUUCAUUCGAGUACCCGAUGCCGUGGGUUGUGUAUCGUAUGUUCGAUUACACCGAUUGCCCCCCGGGACCCAUUCUACCGGGUGCGCACUCGAUCGAGCGUUUCCUGAUCGAAGAGCAUCUGCAUUCGAUCAUCGAAACGCAUCGAUGGGAGCGGAAAGAGUGUGCGCUGCACCUGCUCUUCCUAUCCUACAAGGAGAAAAUCCCGCUGGAGUACUGCAUCGUGGAGGUGAUUUUCGCUGAACUGUUCCACAUGCCCACGCCGCGCUAUCUGGAAAUUUGCUACGGGUCGAUACUGAUCGAGUUGUGCAAGCAGCAACCGUCGAAGAUGCCGCAGGUGCUUGCGCAGGCCACCGAAAUUCUAUUCAUGCGAAUCGACUCGAUGAACACGUCGUGCUUUGACCGAUUCGCGAAUUGGUUCUCGUACCAUCUGAGCAACUUUCAGUUCCGCUGGUCUUGGGACGAUUGGGAUAGCUGUUUGUUGCUGGAAAACGAGCAUCCAAGGCCGAAGUUUAUUCAGGAGGUGCUACUAAAGUGUUUAAGAUUUUCAUACCAUGAAAGGUUCAAGGAAAUGAUGCCGGAAGGAUACGCGAAACUGAUCCCGAAACAACCCGUUCCCCACUACAAGUACUCCAUGGAAGGAGCUGCGUCUCUACCAGGAACAGCAACUGCCCACAAGUUGGUGGUGGCCAUUCGCCAGAAGUGCAACGCUGAUGAUGUGCUAAACGAGCUGAACGAUUUGCCAAAUCUGGGCGAUUCCUCCGAAACGGAUAUGACCGAGACGACGUACAAUCCGCUGAAGAUCGACGUGUUUGUGCAGACGCUGCUCAAUUUGGGCUCGAAGAGUUUUUCCCAUACGUUCGCUGCCAUUUCGAAAUUUCACACCGUUUUCAAGGCAUUGGCGGACACAGAGGAAGCUCAAAUUUGCAUUUUGCACAACAUGUUCGAGCUGUGGGUUGAUCACCAGCAGAUGAUGGUUGUGAUCGUCGAUAAGCUGUUGAAGGUACAGAUCGUCGAAUGUUCGGCCGUCGCAACGUGGGUUUUCUCCAAGGAAAUGGUAGGCGAAUUCACAAAGAUGUAUUUGUGGGAAAUUCUUCAUUUGACCAUCAAAAAGAUGAACCAACAUGUGACCAAACUGAGUCGUGAAAUGAACGAUGCAAAGGAUAAACUUGCCCGGACAGCGGAAUCAUCGUCCAGCGAGUCGGAGGAUGAAUCAUCAUCGAAUCCGCAGCGGCGCCGUAAGAACGCGGAUGGGUCCGGUGAAAAGCCUACCGAAGAGCAGGUCGAACGGAUGGAGGAAAAGCUGGAGGCUGCCUACGUCGAGCAGAAGCGGCUGUUUUUGAUCAUCUUUCAGCGUUUCAUCAUGAUUCUGUCCGAACAUCUGGUCAAGUGCGAUACGGACGGGCGAGACUAUGACACCGAUUGGUACCGCUGGACAAUUGGUCGAUUGCAGCAGGUCUUUAUGAUGCACCACGAGCAAGUGCAAAAGUACAGCAGCACACUUGAGGGAUUGCUCUUUACGUCGGAUCUUGACCCGCAUAUAUUGGACGUGUUUCACCAGUUCACGGCUCUUCGAGCGUAAGGACACACUGCCUAAAGGCACGCUUGCUUUCGACGGAGAAUUUGGCUCAUUUCCAGACUCGAUCGAUGGUGGGGUUGGUACUGAAGGCUGCGCUGCACACGGGAGGGAACUAGCUAUAGUCAUUUUUAUCUUUUAAAACUCGUCACUAUCUGAGAGAGAAACGAUUGUGAGUGAAAUGAUGAGUUAAUGAAAGACUAUAACAAACAGAAAAGGGCACGAUUCAGUGUCAAAUUAAUUAUGAAUAUAGACAAUUUCAUUACCAAAGCUGCUAGCUAUGUUUUAC
Messenger RNA from Anopheles coustani, 2821 nucleotides. It is a transcript of the gene Cbp80, whose product is annotated as nuclear cap-binding protein subunit 1. Gene Ontology annotation, molecular function: RNA cap binding; mRNA binding; protein binding. The record is from RefSeq and is a predicted model, not a curated record. Bases 118 to 2538 code for a protein of 806 amino acids. Gene Ontology annotation, cellular component: nuclear cap binding complex; nucleus. The transcript has 7 exons. Gene Ontology annotation, biological process: nuclear-transcribed mRNA catabolic process, nonsense-mediated decay; mRNA export from nucleus. Lineage: Eukaryota; Metazoa; Arthropoda; Insecta; Diptera; Culicidae.